AUGGUUGCUGUGUUCAACAAGGAGCUCCUAAGUUGGUACCUCAUAACUCUCAAACUCAGAGAAACUUUAGAACCAAAUAUCCCAACAGCUCCUGCAGGCACCCCAUUGCUUGAAUAUCCAGUGCAGUCCAAGAAGGAAGUGCCCCAAGAAGAGCCAGCACCAUCAGAUUCCCUGCAGAUUCCCGUGAAAGACGAUGGUGCAAAGCCUGAAGAAGAGAAAACAAAAUCCCCCGAUGCAGAGUGGCUGAUCUCCAUCAAGGAAAGGCUUGAGCAAGCCAGCCUAGAAGACGAAGCGAGUUCUUGGGCCAAGUUAUCCAUCUACAAGAUACCCCACUAUUUGAGAGAAGGAGAUGACAAGGCCUAUGUUCCGCAGAUUGUCUCUUUGGGGCCUUAUCACCACGGAAAGAGACGGCUGCGCCAAAUGGACAGCCAUAAGUGGAGGUCCCUUCACCAUAUGCUUAAGCGUACGAAUCAAGACAUAAAGCUCUAUCUUGAUUCUGUAAGAGAACUUGAGGAGAAGGCUCGUUCCUUUUAUGAUGGGGCUAUCAGUCUUAGCAGCAAUGAUUUUGUAGAGAUGAUGGUUCUUGAUGGAUGCUUUGUGCUUGAACUGUUCCUGGGUGUUGCUGAGGGAUUCGAGCAACUUGGUUAUGCUAGAAAUGGUCCUAUUUUUGCAAUUCGGGGUUCAAUGCAUUCUAUUCAGAGAGACAUGAUAAUGCUAGAGAACCGGCUUCCUCUCUUUACACUUGAUAGGCUAUUAGGAUUGCAGUUCAACGAUCCUAACCAGAAAGGAUUUGUGGCCAAGCUCGCGCUAAGAUUUUUCGAUCCUUUAAUGCCGACAGAUGAGCCACUGACUAAAAGUGACAGGAAUAAGUUAGCAUCCUCUCUUGGACAUGCAACUGCCUUCGAUCCCUUGUCCGAUCAGGAAGGCCUUCAUUGCUUGGAUGUUUUCAGAAGAAGCCUCUUGCGCACAGGGCCUAAGCCGACCCCUAAACUUAGGAUCAGGCGAUGGUCGCAGACGAGCCGGGUUGCGGAUAAACGGCGCCAGCAGUUGAUCCACUGCGUUACAGAGCUCAGAGAAGCUGGCAUCGAACUCAAGGAAAGGAAAACAGAUCGGUUUUGGGACAUAAAAUUCGAGGAUGGGGUUCUCCGGAUCCCAAGACUGUUGAUCCAUGAUGGUACUAAAUCACUUUUCCUCAAUCUCAUUGCAUUUGAGCAGUGUCAUCUUGAUUCCAGCAAUGACAUUACUUCAUAUGUGAUAUUCAUGGAUAACUUGAUUAAUUCCCCUGAGGAUGUAGCAUACCUUCAUUAUUGUGGCAUUAUUGAGCAUUGGCUGGGCAGUGAUGCUGAAGUUGCAGACCUCUUCAACCGCCUCUGUCAAGAGGUGGUUUUUGAUAUAAAUAACAGUUACCUUUCCCGCUUGUCCGAGGAUGUAAACCAAUAUUACAAUCACAAGUGGAACACGUGGCGUGCAAGUCUGAAGCAUAACUAUUUUAACAAUCAUUGGGCCAUCAUCUCAGUUGCUGCCAUCAUCUCAUGUGGUGCUGCUGUUACUCACUUUGACACAGACUUUCUAUGGGGUUUAUGCCUACUACAAGCCAAGUUCUUGAUUUCUGUUAUAUUCUUGAAAGUUUUCAGUUCCAGCAGUUCACACAUAUGUUUUGCUUGUAGAAGUUAUUCCAUUUUAAGCUGA
Messenger RNA from Turnera subulata, 1689 nucleotides. The record is from the annotation of a GenBank genome assembly. NCBI's taxonomy places the organism in Eukaryota, Viridiplantae, Streptophyta, Magnoliopsida, Malpighiales, Passifloraceae.